Molecule: messenger RNA, 1172 nt
Organism: Cucurbita pepo subsp. pepo (vegetable marrow)
Lineage: Eukaryota; Viridiplantae; Streptophyta; Magnoliopsida; Cucurbitales; Cucurbitaceae
Product: transcription factor MYB119
Biological process (GO): regulation of DNA-templated transcription
Cellular component (GO): nucleus
Molecular function (GO): RNA polymerase II cis-regulatory region sequence-specific DNA binding; DNA-binding transcription factor activity, RNA polymerase II-specific
Source: RefSeq, a predicted model, not a curated record
UCGUCUUCUUCGAACUCAAAAAAACAAAAAAUCCUUCAAAACCCUAACUCUCUAAUGAAUCAAAAUCCCCUUUCUUCCUAUCCACGAAAGCCAUGGUUCUAAUCGGAAUUCCCCUCUCAAAUCGAACCAGCAACAGUAACAGUAAUCGAAUUAAAGGAUCGUGGAGUCCUCAAGAGGACGCUACCUUAAUCAAAUUGGUGGAGGAACACGGCCCGAGAAAUUGGUCUUUGAUCAGUACAGGAAUUCCUGGUCGCUCUGGCAAGUCCUGCCGUUUGCGCUGGUGUAAUCAGCUCAGUCCGGCGGUUCAGCACCGUCCGUUCACGCCGGCGGAGGACUCUCUGAUUGUUCAGGCGCACGCCGUCCACGGUAACAAGUGGUCCACGAUUGCUCGCCUCUUGCCUGGUCGGACCGACAAUGCGAUUAAGAAUCACUGGAACUCGACGCUCAGGCGCCGCCGCGAUGCCGAUUUUUCUUCCGAUUCCACGGCGUUUAUGAAGCGGCCGAGUUGUGAAGUUUCCAGAUCGGCGUCGGAUGAUGAUGAUUCGGAAGGAUCGUUCAAACGGAGGUGCUUUGGAAUGGCUGUGGAGCGGAACGGCGGCGGAGAAGGAGAAGGACCGGAGACGUCGCUGAGGCUGUCAUUGCCCGGGGAGGUGGUGGUGCCGGCGGCGUGUGUCAAGGUGAAAGAGGAGGUGACAGUGGAUAGCGAGGAGAACGAUGGACGGCGUCAUGUGACGGUGGCGGCGACGGCGACGGCGACGGCGGAGGAGAAAGGGAACCGGAAAAGGGAAAUGGACGAGAGUUGUAUGGCAACGAUAAUGCAGAGGAUGAUUGCUCGGGAGGUCCGAAAUUACAUAGACAGUUUACGGGCCCAUGGUGGGCUUUCAAUUGGGCCUAAUAUUGGGCCUGGGCUGGAUUCAGGAGUCCAAGAUACUGAGUAAUUUCCCUUUCUAUGUUCUUAGCCGUCAAUUUAUGGUUGGUUGCUUUUCAGAUUUUAGUGUUUGGCUACAGAGAAAAUCAAAGUUAUGGACUAGAUAGAAAUUUAGAUUAAAUGGGUUUGCUUGGAUUUAAAAUAUUUAAUUUUUUAAAAAAUUUAGACAAAGGGAAGAAAAUCAACCAAAGUAUGUGGGGAGAUGUUUGUUUGAUUACUUGUUGAUUCAAAUAUGAGGUUUUUG